AUGAAGAAAGACAUCCAUCAUGCAUUUAUCAUCUGGGAGUCCCUGCGGUCACAGAAUGUUCCAGAGUAUUAUAUCAACAUAAGGUUACUACUUAAGGUAAGAAGUCCGGCAGGGUUGAGCAAGGAAUUUGAGGUGGCAGUGGGUGUCCAUCGAGGUUCGGCGUUGAGUCCGCUAAUUUUCAUCACACACGUCAUCAUAAAUUAUUUGACUACAAACUUGCAAAGAGAACCCCCCUGGGAUUUGUUGUACGCAGACGAUAUUGUACUGAUUAGAGAUAGUGCCGAAGAUCUCGAAGAAGCACUGGUGAAUUGGAGACACGCCUUAGAGACCGCAGGUUUUAAGAUCAAUCGUCAAAAGACGGAAUAUAAUAUGCAGUACUGCUAUGGCUCAAAUAACCAAGAUCGCACUAUUCACAUUCAAAAUCACCCGCUUAACACUGGCUGGAUGAAGUAG
Molecule: messenger RNA, 453 nt
Organism: Colias croceus (clouded yellow)
Lineage: Eukaryota; Metazoa; Arthropoda; Insecta; Lepidoptera; Pieridae
Exons: 1
Coding region: 1-453 (150 amino acids)
Source: RefSeq, a predicted model, not a curated record